Xenopus laevis (African clawed frog) is the source of this 2964-nucleotide messenger RNA. RefSeq names its product olfactory receptor 1A1. The transcript has a single exon. The record is from RefSeq and is a predicted model, not a curated record. Lineage: Eukaryota; Metazoa; Chordata; Amphibia; Anura; Pipidae. The coding region runs from base 1957 to 2901 and encodes 314 amino acids.
GAGUGAUUCAUUGGUGGGGAGGAAAGGAGAUCUCACCAUCAGCAUAGGAAGGGGUUCUUUACUGUAAGGGCAGUCAGUUUAUGGGAUUCCCAAGAGACCCUCUAAAAUCAAGGUUUUUUUGACAAUUACUAAUGAAAGAGAAAAUCAGAAAACCUCCAAGAGUCCAAAUGGCUAAAAAAGGUCCAAUAGGAUCAACACAGCUCCCAUUGACUUGUAUAGGACCUAGACUGCUUCUACAUGCCAACGUUUUGUAUUAGAGUUUUCUUAUGGUUUUUACAUUUUAUAAAUCUCAAUUUUUUUAGUUUUAUAGAAAUUGAAAAAAAUAAUUUUUACAGACCAAAAUGAAAUGAGAAUGUUAGUAAAUAAGCCCCUUAGUGUCAUCUGUUAUGUAGCCUGGGAAUCUGCUUGCCACCAUCUCCAACUAAUUUGCCAGGGUUCUGAUUCGUGAUGAGCAAAAUGUUUCGUCAUGAAAAAGACACUCCUAGACUUCUACAACUUGUAGCGUGUAAAGAAAAAAAAGUGUCGCCCAUAAGCUUCAAUGCAUUUGGCGACAAAGUUUCGCUAAUUUUCAGGACAGCGAAAUGGGUCAGAUUCGCCCAUCACUAGUUCUGACUGAUCCACCGAUUGAUAUGUGUGUGUUGUCAGACCCAUGCAACCAGCGAUGGACAACCCUCCACACCUGGACUACAACUCCUAGGAUUUUUCAACAUGUUAUCAAGGGUUAUAGAAAAAUGGGAGCUGUAGUCCAUCAACCAUAAAGAUCAAUUCCUAAAUCAUAACAGAACAAUAAAACUGUUCCCCUAGUCCUCCAAAAGCCCAGUAAAUGUCUGGGGUAGAAUCCUGCCUCUUCUUUAUACACUUGACUACCUCUUUAUAUGGUUAUUGCCAAACGCUCUGAGCCCCUAAAUAGCACUAUAUUUGCCAAAAAAUGAUCCAACAAUUACUGGGGUGCAGGAGAGUCAAGUGUAGCCCCUUUUGAACUAAUGGUUGCCUACAAAAUAUUUUCAUUAAUCCAGGUUGGUUUCUACUGACCUGAGAAGCUCUCUGAUAUAACAAUAAACAUAUUAUAGGUUCUUCUAUGAAUGUUUUGUAACAGUUCAAGUAGCAUCUAUAAAAGUAAUUCAAAAAACAACUGGACUUGUAUCAGUAAGUCAAAAAGUUUUUUUUUUAAUUACUUAUAUUAGACAUUCCAUGACCUGGAUGAAUGAAAAUCUUCACAAUUGUUUGUAUUUGUUGGCUCCAAGUGCAGGCCAUAUAUCUCACACUGGCUGAGGAUUAUCCUUGAAUCUUUAUCUUGGGGUUCCCGAAAUGGAAUAAAAUCUCAGUUGUAGCCAAUAAGGGCAACCAAUUUUAUUUGUUGUUCUAUCAGUGAAUGUGUGAUACAACCAUAGCAUUGAACUCCAUAAUGCACCUUGUUCAAUUGUUCAGCUGAGCCAACCCCACCACCCUAUUCAGGGCCACCAUCAGGGGGGCACUGGGGUUACAAUCGUCCUGGGCCUCAUGGCUUCUAUAUGUUAAGAAGGGCCCAGCCAUGCUGCAUUUCCUGAAUUAGCUGGGCCCCGUUGAGCUGCCGAAGUAGGAGAUGAGUUGCACCAAUGUAGGAGCCGAAGUAGGAACCAAAGCCACAGAAAGGAGGUGAGGAAGAAGACAGCUAAUUUCCACUGAACACCAAUUGUCUUCUUUUAUUUUAUUAAACCGUUGGGCACUCAUUUUUUUUCUUGUAGGGGGCCACACCACCAAUGUUUUUUUUUAACUUGUAGGGGGGCCAUGCCACCAACUUUUUUUUACUUGGGGGGCCCAGUGAAUGUUGCUGUAUGGGGCCCUGCAAAUUCUGAUGGUGACCCUGCCCCUAUUAUAUACAGUACAUGGUAUGGUCCAGGACAGUCCAUGUAGCACCUUAUUUCAUCUCCUUUUCAAUUGCAGAUGCGUUCCUGUUGAAAUAUACCACAUGUGGAAAUGGCCAACGAGUCUGGCACCAUCGAGUUUGUUCUAAUUGGUUUCCCAGGGGUCGAACAGAAAUAUCACAGUCUCAUCUCAAUGGCAUUUUUCAUUGUCUAUUUGAUGUCGCUGGUGGCUAAUGGUACCGUGGUGGUGUUAAUCAUUAUUAAAGUGCAUCUGCACCAACCAAUGUACAUCAUUGUCGCAAACCUGGCCCUUUCUGACCUUCUGUUUGACACCUUGACCUUGCCCAAAAUCAUUGGCAAAUACUGGUUUGGAGACGGCAAGAUGUCUUUCUCCGGAUGUUACUUCCAGAUGUCUCUUGUGCAUUUGUUGGGGUCGGCAGAUUCAUUUAUCAUCAUGCUGAUGGCGGGUGACCGUCUCGUUGCUAUCUGCCAGCCGCUGAGAUACUCAGCUCUAGUAACUCAGAAGGUCACGGUCAUUAUCUGCUUCUUCUCCUGGGUCUUGGCCACUGCGGUGUCGUCAGUCAGCACUUUCCUCAUUCUCGACGUUCCUUUUUGCGGUAGAUAUAAAAUUAACAGCUGUUUCUGCUCCAGGACGUUUAUAGUUCCUUUAAUAUGUUCUGAUUUGUCUACUUUCCGCAUAGUCAACCUGUGCAUCAGUCUCAUUGUCCUUCUGGUUCCAUUGUCGUUUAUUAUAUUGUCCUACAUCUCGAUAAUUGUGAUCAUCAAUUCAUCCAUACACUCAGAAAACUGGCAGAAGCUGUUUUACACCUGUACAACCCACCUGUUGGUCAUCUGUAUGUAUUACAUCCCCAGGUUGUUCCUCUACGUGGCCAGUUAUAUCCGUUUGAUUAAGAGCCCUGAUGUCGAUGUUCUGAUCCUUUGUUUGUACACGUUCCUGCCCCAUGUCGCCAGCCCUGUCAUAUACUGUCUCAGGAACAGGGAGAUCAAAGUCACUCUUAGGGACAUGUAUACAAGGAAAGUUGGAUUUAGACUGUAAAUGGCAAUACAGCUGCUAUUCUUAAAAAAAUUAUAUAUAUACAGUAUAGCUUCGAAUUAUGGA